Molecule: messenger RNA, 1605 nt
Organism: Drosophila simulans
Lineage: Eukaryota; Metazoa; Arthropoda; Insecta; Diptera; Drosophilidae
Exons: 2
Coding region: 472-1605 (377 amino acids)
Source: RefSeq, a predicted model, not a curated record
ACAAAAGUCGCACUGCAACAUUGUCCCCAGCUAGCCAGCCACAUGCCGAGUCGGCAUGUUCAUUAUGCUUACAAUUAAGAACCUAUGUACUUAUGUAUAAGAUGGAAACGGAGUAUUCGAGUAGCCACUUUCUGACAAUAAACCUCACUCUGAUUUUGAACUUCAAGAAAGUCAGUCGUAUUCUUUAUUGGAAAUCUUCACACUACAAAUAUCUGCUGAAACUUAAAAACCUUCAUACAUUUACACAUCAUAUCUUCACAAAAGGCUCCACCCUCGAUCACGGACUUAACUGGCGCAGCCGGUAGGAUGUCCUACCUAUUAAUAAUCACCUACCUAACAUAAAAGGGAAAAUAUAAAGCCAAAGACAGACACCUAUACACAUCAUAUCUACACACCCAUACACUCUAGUAAACAAGGAAUUUGUUCAUUAUUUUUCAAUCAUACAUAAUAUAUUAAGUAACCUCAAAUUUAAUGUCAAAAAAGUUCGUUUACAACCUUAGGAAAACUACACGUUCAGUUGUUGGAGUUCCACCAAACACUAAUAGGCCCCCACAUCCCGUUAGACGUCCUGACUCCCUUCCCCCGAUUUCGGAAGAACCCAAAUCAAUACCUUCCCAAACCCCCAUAAUGGACUCGGGAAACGAUUCUGCCUGUCCCACUCCAUCCCCUCUGGCGCCCACUGUCAGUGGUAUUAGCUCCUUAAUUUCAACUACGUUCAAGCCUAAAGAUAUCAUGGCAUUUGUUGAGCAUUUGCCAACCUUUGAUGGUACACCUCGUCUAUUGGAUAGGUUUAUCACUAGCGUAGAAGAAAUCCUGAUGCUCAUCAGGGGAGCUGACCAAACACCGUAUGGCCUGCUUACUCUGAGGACCAUCAGGAACAAAAUCAUUGAUAGGGCCGACGAAGCCUUGGAACUGGCGAAUACCCCCUUGGUUUGGGAUGAGAUUAAAAGCAAUCUCAUCCGCCUUUACUCGAGCAAGAAAAGCGAGGCCAACUUGUUAAGCGAGCUUAACACAUUUUCGGACAACCUGACCUUGGGCCAACUGUUCUUUGGUAUAUCAAAGGUGAGAAGCCAACUCUUCUCCAUACUCAAGAACAGCGAACACAACAACACUGUUGUAGAUGCAAAAAAGGUUGUCUACAACGAGGUUUGUCUCAAUGCUUUUAUGACUGGUUUGAAGGAACCUCUCAAGACUUUCGUCAGGAUAAAGUCCCCUUCUACACUUGACCAGGCGUACGAGCAAUGCCAAAUAGAGCAGACCUUAUAUAGGGCACAAAACAAGCGAACCAACAGACCAGAGCAGGGACCCAAUGGAUCAGACAAUAAAACCUACCGAAAUAGCUACGACAGCAAUUACCGCAGCGGACGUAACGACCGAAAUGACCGUAGGGGACCAUACUCUAACUCUAACUCUAACUCUUACUCUGGCCAAAAUAGACCAUUUAAUUCACACAAUCGCACACCCCAAUCCGGCACCAAUGACAACCGGGCCAAUACAUCAAACCCCUUUCGAGCACCUUCACAUAGUUUGAAUAAUAUAGAGGAGAACCCUCAACCUGAUUCAAAUUUUCAGCAAACGGCCUCGGGAAACCAACAGGGUACAUAA